This is a messenger RNA of Patella vulgata (common limpet), 5472 nucleotides long. Its product is annotated as gamma-tubulin complex component 6. The record is from RefSeq and is a predicted model, not a curated record. Gene Ontology annotation, biological process: microtubule nucleation; mitotic cell cycle; spindle assembly. NCBI's taxonomy places the organism in Eukaryota, Metazoa, Mollusca, Gastropoda, Patellidae. Bases 250 to 5163 code for a protein of 1637 amino acids. Gene Ontology annotation, cellular component: spindle pole; equatorial microtubule organizing center; gamma-tubulin complex. The transcript has 2 exons. Gene Ontology annotation, molecular function: gamma-tubulin binding; microtubule minus-end binding.
UAGUAUUAUCCGCAAUAUCAGAGCAUUUGCUUGUAUGGAUAUUCACAAAUAUGCAUUUUACUUUCCCACAACCGUUCCAUUUUUAUCGUUGAACGUCAACACACAUCCUAGUACAAAUUUUAGACCCAACAAAAUUUUUCGAGCACCCAAAUCAAACCAAAACAAAAGUUGUGUGGCAGGACUGACGAAGUUGAAAUGUAGCUAUUCCGUAUUGGUAGGCCUAGAUUAUUGGGCUUCCGCCCUAACAGUAUGGCAGAACAUGGUAGCGUAAUCGGUCUGUUCAACGACCUGUGCAAACUUCAUUUAAAACACAAACCGAGAGCUUAUUUAGUACAGCCAAAAUCAAGCAAGGAACACGACUAUAAUUCAUUUAGACGAAAGCUUUAUAACACACUCUUUGAUUCUCUGAAAGACUUGAAGGGAAAACAGAAGCUGCGUAAUCAGCCCGUGUGUAAGGAGGUGGAAACUGUUUUGUGCUAUGCAUUUAAUUUACGGUUACAAAGACGUUUUGACGACGCAAGUAGACUUGACCAAUUGUUAGAAAAAGUGCUAAAAAUAAAUAAAGAUUCCCCAAAUUGUGAGAUUCUUUCAGUUCUAACAUUUAUCACAAAUUUAACUGACAGUAGACGAGAUAGAAAGAGUUCUGAUGCCUCUGUUAUAGGUUACAGUCGGAAGAAAGUGCCAAUUGUUUAUGCAGAUUGUGAAAACAAAGUUAGUUUGCCCGACGGUCCACGGUAUUAUGGGGACAGCCAGAUGCCACAGCAUGAUAGUCAGUGGUACAUGCAUUAUCCUUGUCAUAUCUUUGAAACUAAAGGCAUCAUUUUAAAAAGUACCGAAGAAGAAAAGAAAAAUAUAUUUGAGUUAACACCUGGAUCGAGUUUAUCUGGGAAUGGCUUGUUCAAUGUGAAGGGCUGUAUGAAUGAUGAAUACGAAAGGACCAACACCCAAACAUUAUUCGGUGCUUUAGUUCAAUCUCAGACUACCUCUUUAGAUGUUAAGCUAGAAAUUCCAGACUUCACAGAGGAUGGAUAUAUUCCAGAAAUCAAAAUACCCAAAACAAUUUCUUCCAGCCAGUUGUCAGAGGAUGAAGGCUUUGUGGAGACAAAGUCAGAAAUUUCUUCUUCCACAACGUCCCUCGGGGGUUCAUUUUAUGAAGAUGACAAUAUUUGGGAAAAGGCCCUGCACCACACCUUGAACAAACACUAUACAUGGGAACGGGUAGGCCUUGAAGCAGGAGCAACCGAACAGCCCUAUUUAACAGAAGCUGGACCAGAAACAUGCGAUAAAUUAUGGCUGUACAAAACUCAGCAAAUUAGCUUGCUCUUCAAAGAACCGACAGGGUUUCAUAGAAAAGAAAUAAGUCAACAAGAGAUGGCCAAAGAUGUCUUAAACCUCAUGAUUGGUGUUCAAUCUACUACAUUUAUAGCUGACGAAAAUAACAAUAGUUUCCACUUUAAGCCUGGCGUAUAUGUGAGUGGUUUUACAUCAGAGGCACUGGAAAGUUUUUUGUCAGAGUUUAUUGACUGUGGGACAACUUACAAGCAAUUAGAAUCCUUCUCAAAACCACUAACGAUCGACUCUUUCUAUGAAGCUGGUCUAGUCUUCCAAGCAUUUACUACUGCAAUUAGGAAAGUUCUCCAGUAUUACCGCGGCAUAGUGCUGAAUAUGUCACAAGACUCCACCCUUAUGGAAAUCAAGUAUAUGUGUCAUAAAAUUCUUAAUCAGCAGGAUUAUCUUUUAAAACUUUGCCAAUAUAGAGCUUACAGUUCUGACAACGCAAAAUUCCCAAAGGGUAUUGAACUUAUUAGUUAUUUGUACCAAGAAACACUGGAAGUCAACUGCACAGAUACUUAUCCUGUGAUGCUCUCAAUUUUGCAAACGACGUGUGCACCCUUCACCAUCUUCCUUCAAAAUUGGGUGUUUCAUGGAAUAUUUCAGGAUUUAUAUGGAGAAUUCACUAUUCAGGUUAACCACCAGCUUUUAGAGUCUAGAGAUCGCCAGUACUGGACAAGCAGCUACACCAUGACUUCCAAGAAUAUCGAAGAUUGUGUUCCAAUAUUUCUUAGCAGUAUGGCCAGCGAUAUUAUCAACUGUGGUAAAACCCUGAACCUUUUAAAAUUGUGUUACCCUGACCAUUUUAUGUGUAACAUAAGCGAUCAAGAGUUGCCCAGAGUCACGAUCACCUUCUCCGAGGAUGAAUUGAGAGCUAUCCAUAUAUCAAGUGAGAUGUACAUAAGUCGUAUGAAACAGAUUGCCAGACAAGUUACGUUGUCGCGGAAAGAAAAUCAGAGGCGAAUAGAACAGGCUAAGCAAGAUAUGAUAGGAAAAGCAAACACAUUAGCAACAAAAGAGAUGAUUCGAAUGCAAACUAUUAUCAUGGAUCAGAAGAAAGCAGAAGACACGAGGAAGAGACAAGAGUUUCAAAGACUCAAGGAUCAAAUGAAAGAGGAUUUACAACGCAGAGCAACAACAAUUGAAGACACUAAAGCCGAUGAUAAGCAAUAUAUGGAUGCAUUCACCAAACGAGAGGCCGCUAUGACAGAAGAGGAAAAGAUUUUAGAAGAACAAGCAAGACAAGAAGUUAUCGCGCAUUAUGCUGAACUCAGCGAAGAAGCUAGUAGAAGGGAACAGAAAGCUCUGUGGAAAGUUCGUAGAGCUAGACUAGAUCUUAAAAGAACACAGUUCUUGAUUGACGAUGUUGACUUUUGGGAGAAAGAAAUGGUUGACAAUGAAGAGGCACGCAGUAUUUUGAAGGACACAGGUGUUGAACUACCACAAUGGGCUAAGACUAGCACACAUUCGUCAAUCGAAUCAAUCGAACCAAGGUCAAAGUGGAACGACAGACCUAAGAUAGAAACUGUUUCAGAAGAACAUGUAGAACAUACUGAAGACGCUAAUGUUGAGAUCUUUAAAGAGGAGCAUGAAGAUGUGGAUGCGGGUGACAAAUUAAGCGACGUUUUAUUUAAUGGUAAUAUAACUGGAAUCGUAGAAGAAAGUUCAAGUCAAAGUGUACCGGACAACGAUUUUACUGUUGAUGGAAUCAGCUCUGAGAACAAUGUUACAUAUACCACUGAUGCAGAUACAAAGGAUAUUUGCAAGGAAAGCGAAUUGGAAAUCCCCAUUCCCUUAGACGAUAAGCUAGAUACACCGUCAGCAACAACACCUGUUAAAACAUCGGUUAAAUUGAACGAAUCGAUUUCUGCUACGUCAGAAUCCGAACCAAGCCCUGAAAAGUAUCAUGUUCAACUGUCUGAAACAGCUAGCGCUACCAAAGAAACAACCGAAUUUAAAGAAGCCAAUCCAGCAAUAAAGAUGGUUUCUGAUAAACACACUUCUUUGGAAACUGUGGAAGAGGAAACCCAGAAAGCCUCGGUAAAGAUGGUUGAUGAGAAACAUUCUAGCAAAGAGUCAAAAUCGGUUGAAGAAAAGUCACAGAUUAGAACAAACCCAAAUUUCCACCCUUCGAUCGAAACGGAUAUCAGUGACGAAAACCCUGUUAAGAAACUGAUGCCUGGUGCUCGUCAUGCUUCAGACGAAACUCAACAAAAGGAAUGGAAAGUAAAGCUAAAACACAAAUUUGGUCAUGCAUCUGAAAUGUCUAAAGAAUCCAGUAAAUUAAUUCCAAGAUUAAAGCAAACUCCCCGACAACAUUUUAGUUUUGAGUCUAACUUUAAAGAUUAUGGAAUAAAACCGAAAAUAAGAAUAAGCAAAACCAUGUCUGUUAAUAAAAGGAGCGACGAGGUCGAUUCCGGUCCCAAGAUUCGAUCUAAUGUAAACCUAGAUUUUCAUCCUUCUAAACAGUCGACAUUUGUUGAUCGCGGUCUUCUACGUAGUGAAAUGUUCAAAGAGAGGAACGUUUAUGGACAUUCGUCCGAUUCGAGCGUCCAGAAGUUGCUUUAUGCAAACACAGAAAAAGGUAGAUCUGGAAGCGAUACAGGCAAUCCUCUGAAACAACUCUUGCCAGCCGAAGAUUGGCCAGUACUACCAGUGGAACCAUUUGAUACGGAAUUCGACUUCUUGAUGGAUUUCCCUAAAGUAGAUCUUAUGAGUUCCAUUCCGUUUGCGAGUUUAGGAUCGUUUGGUAAUUACGGAGUAAGCCAAAAGAACGACGUGGAGAAGUAUAAGUAUUUGUCUUUACCCUCUGUUCUAAAGCAGUCAAUGAUGACGCCAUUGAAAGCCCAAAUAUCUUUGGUCAAUAAGAGUGUGAUUAACUAUUUCUUCGUGGAGUUGAAGAUGGAGGACCAUUUUGAAGGAUUGAGGCGUUACUUGUUAAUGGAGGACGGCGAUUUCUCUCAGAUUCUUAGUGAUACACUAUUUGACAAAUUAGCCACGAAUCCAUUACCCCAGGAAAUGUUAAACCCGGUUUUUCUGAACGGUGUUUUAAAGAAGUCCCUUCAGUCGUCCAUGCAAUCAAAUGAUAAAAUUGCCGAAAAACUUAGUUUUGUACUUAAAUUCAUCCCAACAUCCUUUCAACUCACUUCCCAUGAUACGUUAGACUGCCUUGAGCUUCAAUAUAAAGUUGAUUGGCCGCUUAACAUUAUUUUAACUGAUGGCUGCAUGAGUAAAUAUGGGCUUGUGUUUUCCUUCAUGAUGCAGCUAAAGCGGAUUGUGUGGGUUCUAAAGGACGUGUGGUACAGAUUGAAAAGGGACUCUUUAGUAAAAAAAGCUGGUAAUUCUCCCCAGUUUAGACAUUUCCAGUUGUUCAGACAAGAAAUGCAACAUUUCGUGAAGGUCAUGCAAGGCUAUAUCGCUAAUCAAGUUAUUCAUGUUACCUGGCAGGAAUUUCAAGAUGCCUUGAACAAGGAUGUGGGCGACUUGGACGAUCUUUAUAAAGUUCAUGGACAAUAUCUGGAGAAGGCUAUAUUCAGGUGUCUGUUGAACAAGAAAGCUAAGCCAGUUAUGAAAAUAAUUCAGGACAUAUUCAGCCUUAUUCUUAAAUUCCGUAUCCAAUUAUUGAGUGGUUCCUGGAAGGCUAGUGACAAUUCCAGUGAUUCCAUUGUCCAUUCGAACUUCCAACAGGUAUCAGCAUCAUACAAAGCCUUCAGGCAGUAUUCAGUGUUUUUGUUUGAUGUUGUUAAUAAACUGGCUAUACGAGGCUAUCAACCACAUCUUCAAGAGUUACUCCUUAGACUGAAUUUCAACAAUUAUUACAAGGAUCAAUAACUAUACUUCCGGUAUCCCAUAAUCGUAAAAGGAAAUUUCAUUAAGUUAUGAAUUAACGGAACAUAGGUCUGACAAAAGCAAUCUGGUGAUGACGAUGACUACCAAGAACAUAUGCCUGGUUAUAUCAAUAUAGUGAUGAUGACUAGUGGAGGAGUGUUGGUUACCGAAUCUAUUAAAGUCUUCACCCUGUCCAAGAAUCAAAUUUCAUUAAACGUGAUAAAUUAAAAAUAAUGAAAUAGUUUUGUAAACAUGUCAACAAAUAUGUAUAUUAUUUAUUGAGUGAGAAAUAUCUAUAAAGUUCUAAUAUUU